GCAAUGGUAUCUUUAGGGCUGCAGAUUCUGGGCGUGGGGCUAGCGGUGCUUGGAUGGAUUGGAAACAUACUAAUCUGUAUGCUGCCCCUGUGGAAGGUGUCUGCUUUCAUCGGGAACAACAUCGUGGUUGCUCAGACCAUCUGGGAAGGACUGUGGAUGACAUGCGUGGUGCAGAGCACCGGCCAGAUGCAGUGCAAGGUCUACGACUCCCUGCUGGCCUUGCCUGCGGACCUCCAGGCGGCUCGGGCUAUGGUGGUCAUCGCCAUCCUGUUCUCGCUGUUCGGCCUGCUGCUCUCUGUGGUCGGGGGUAAAUGCACCACCUGCAUUGGGGACAAAGUAACGAAAGCCAGAGUGGCCAUCUCCGCCGGUGUUUUCUUCAUCCUGAGUGGGGCUCUGUGUCUGGUGACUGUGUCUCUGCCUGCCAAUACUAUCAUAAAGGACUUCUACAACCCCCUGGUUCCUGACGCCCAGAGGAGGGAGCUGGGUGCAUGUUUGUACAUGGGCUGGGGAGCAUCGGGACUCUUGCUGAUCGGUGGCGCUCUUCUCUGCUGUCAGUGCCCAUCAGGAGGAGACCGCUAUAAUGGAGCAAAGUACUCUGCACCUAAAUCCACAACGCCCGGGAAGGAAUUUGUCUGA
This is a messenger RNA of Cyclopterus lumpus (lumpfish), 636 nucleotides long. RefSeq names its product claudin-4-like. Gene Ontology annotation, cellular component: bicellular tight junction; plasma membrane. Gene Ontology annotation, biological process: bicellular tight junction assembly; cell adhesion. Gene Ontology annotation, molecular function: structural molecule activity. The record is from RefSeq and is a predicted model, not a curated record. Lineage: Eukaryota; Metazoa; Chordata; Actinopteri; Perciformes; Cyclopteridae. The transcript has a single exon. Bases 4 to 636 code for a protein of 210 amino acids.